GGGGAAGAGGGGCGUGUGCUCGGGGAAGGGAUAUAAGUAUUCACAUCCAAGAAAGGAGCGAGUGAAAGAAGAACAAAAGUUGACGCUGAAGGAGAAAACAAAAACAAAUCGAAGAACAAUCGACGCACAGAAAAAAUGCCAAGUGAGAGGUUGACAGUAAGAGGUGCGUCGGAUGUCGGGCGCUUCCCUGGUGCAGCCCCGCCCACCAUGGUGGAGCUGACCAUUCAGAAAGAGGGGGAGAAGAAACAGGACGAGGGAGCCUGUCGCCGGUGGUUCAAGAAGAUGUGCCCAUGCUGCUGUAAGCGCCAGAACACGAGCACCUCCUAUGACAUCACAGACAAGGUCGAAGUGACCAAACCCCCGGCCCCAGAGCCCGCCAAGCCAACGCCUGAGAAUGGAGAAGCGAAGGAAAUGGAAGAAAUGAAGUUGUCGGUGCGUUCGGUGGAUCUGCUGAGCUCCAAGACAGGUCGGAACCGGCAGGAGCACCACACGGACGUGUAUCACGGCGACGAACUGAUCAUCCGCAGGGGGCAGACCUUCCAGAUAGAGCUGGAGCUCAACAGGCCCUUCAACGCAGUCACGGACAAGCUGCAUCUGGACCUGAAAACAGGUCCCCUGCCGAUGGUGUCCAAAGGCACCCACGUCAUCAUUCCGCUGGUGGAUCACCUGGAGGAUGAACGCUGGGAGGCAAAGAUCGUGCUGGACAACGGCAACAGGGUCAAGUUGUCCGUCAACUCGCCGGCCAACGCUGUGAUCGGCCUGUACGGGCUCAGUGUGACCACCUGCACCCUGAGAGGCGAGGCCGCGACAACUCACAACUCCAGCAAGAACAUCAUCAUGCUCUUCAACCCUUGGUGUGAAGAGGAUACUGUGUUUCUGGAUGACGAGGAGGAGAGGAAGGAGUACGUGCUGAACGACACCGGGAGGAUUUACUACGGCACAGAGAAACAAAUCGGUGCCCGGACGUGGAACUUUGGACAGUUUCAUGAAAGAAUCCUGGAUGCGUGUCUGUUCAUCCUGGAGAAGAGUGACAUGCCUCCGUCUGGUCGAAGGGAUCCUGUCAAUGUGGUCAGGGUCGUAUCUGCCUUGAUAAACGCUCAGGAUGACUUUGGGGUCCUGGUGGGGAACUGGUCUGGGAAUUACUCUGAUGGAGUUUCCCCUGCUGCGUGGAGCAGCAGCGUGGAGAUCCUGAGGAAGUACCACUCCUCCGAUGGCACGCCCGUGUCGUAUGGACAGUGCUGGGUGUUUUCUGGGGUCACUACAACAGUGCUGCGGUGUCUUGGGAUACCCGCCCGCAGUGUGACUAACUUCCAGUCUGCUCACGAUACGGAUGUGUCCCUCACUACGGAUGUGUAUUUCAAUGAGGACAUGGAGCCGAUCGACUACCUCAAUAGUGACUCUGUCUGGAAUUUCCACGUAUGGAACGACUGCUGGAUGGCCCGACCGGACCUGCCUCCUGGCAAUGGAGGCUGGCAGGCUGUCGACUCCACUCCACAGGAAACAAGUCAGGGCACCUUCCGCUGUGGACCCGCUUCUGUCAACGCCAUCCGCUCCGGCCAAGUCUACCUCAAACAUGACACGCCUUUUGUCUUCGCUGAGGUCAACAGUGAUAAGAUCUACUGGCAGAGGAGCCUGGAUGGCACUUUCAGCCAGAUCCACAGUGAGAAGAAGGCGGUCGGCCACUGCAUCAGCACCAAAGCCGUGGGCUCUGAGGAGCGGGCCGACAUCACACACCUGUACAAACACCAAGAAGGUUCAGAGGAGGAGCGCAUCGCCGUGGAGACUGCUAGUCGCUUUGGCAGCAAGCCCGAGGUCUACUCCGCACCCAUGGCAGAGGACGUCGGUGUGGAGGUGAAGAUGGAGGGCGAGGGGCCCAGGAUGGGCACUGACGCCAAGCUGAGCAUCUUGGUGAAGAACCUGAGCUCACAGCCUCGUCGGGCAACACUGCACAGCCAGGCGGCUGUCAUGUACUACACCGGUGUGCUGAAGGGCACCAUCAAGAAGGACCAGAUCCCUGUGGAGCUACUGCCCAACGAAGAAAAGACCAUUGAGUGGGUGCUGCCCUACCAGCAGUACCAAAACCAGCUGGUGGACCAAGCGGCCCUGAUGCUGACCCUGUCUGGAAGAGUCAGCGAGACGCAGCAAGUGUUAGCCAGCCAGACCUCUUUCAGGCUGCGUACACCCGACCUCAACAUCACGCCUUUGGGAGAAGCCGUGGUUGGCAAGGAGAUGGCGGCAAAGAUCACCUUCACCAACCCCCUGCCCCGCACACUGAAGAGCGUGGUGUUCCGAGUGGAAGGCCUGGGCCUACAAAAGGGCCACGAAGUGGUUGUGGGUGACGUUGGUGGUCACUCCACUGUGACACUGACGGAGCACUUCAUCCCCACCCAGCCCGGACCCAGGAAGCUGGUGGCGUCUCUCGAUUGUAAACAGCUCUCACAAGUGCACGGAGUGGCGGACAUCGUUGUCGUUGAGAAAUAGGAGGGCGCCAGCGACAUCUCCUAUCACCAGGAUCGUGCCUUAUGAAAUAUAAACUCUAAAGCCUCUAAUUAUGUGAGGUCUGCCAAGUACAUAUAGCUUUAACUCUGUCGUGUUUAUUUUAUACAGAAAAAUCUAAAUUGUGAUAUAUUUUAAAAACUAUGAAUAGACACUUAACAACUGUAGCAUUGUCAGUAUUAUCUUCUUUUUUUUACGUGAAGUAAUAUAAAUUCAUACUUCUGCCUUGCUCUAAAAUCUUAAACCUGUGGUGAAGAAGUAUGGGUUUAAAUGCAUGCCUAGGCAACAGAGUGCUGAAUCUAACAAACAUUCAUUUAUUCAAAUAAUUAAACUGUUCUAGGUAUUAGGUAUCUAAACUAGUGAAUUUCAAGAAACUGAACAAGAAGGAGUGCAGGCAGAUGAAAAAAUGCUGUUUGUGAGUUUUACAUGUAUUUUGGCAUGAGGUUAUAAAACAAAAAACAAUAUGUGAAGAUUAUUUUCAGACAAAAUGAACCUCACAUGGCUUGAAUGAAGGAAGGCUUCUGUGAAAUGUUUGGCAAGGCAAUGAUGCUGAAAGGGCACAUUAGAAUAUCCCACGUUUGUUUUUUUUACUGUUACAUUUGACUAGAAAUUUAGUUGUCGCAGUUGUAAGAUAUAGUCAUUUUCCUGGACCUAUUGCACAAUUGGAAAACAAAAAAAAAAAUUCAGUCAUCAAAUUAAAUGCAAAUUCAAAAUACCUCCUUUAUUUAAAAAAUCAAACAAUUAAGCACUCAUAAAACCCAAGCGUCUCCAUUUUACAGAAUGUUCCUUGUGGUUGAGCUUGACGAUGAAGAUGUUGCUCUGUAUGUCUUGUGUGUUCGUCUCCACUGUGUCUGUAUAAUUAAACUGACAUCAGCUUUUGCUGAUGUAUUUUGCAAUUUCCUUACGAAAAUUGGACUUGCCUGUGCUGCUGUGGCUCGCAGACAACCGUGUGACAACAUAGACCCGAGCAACCUUGAUUCACUUUAGAUGUACUGGUUCUAGUCUGUUUCACGUCAGCACUCAGAGCACAAUGUGAAGGAACUGUUUGAAUAACAUUACAAUAUUUAUCUAUCUUAUGUACCUGGACUGUUUUCUGAGUCAUUUUUGGUAUAAAAAAAAACUUAAAUAAAACACUGAAAUGAUG
Scophthalmus maximus (turbot) is the source of this 3640-nucleotide messenger RNA. RefSeq names its product transglutaminase 1 like 1 (gene tgm1l1). Gene Ontology annotation, molecular function: protein-glutamine gamma-glutamyltransferase activity. NCBI's taxonomy places the organism in Eukaryota, Metazoa, Chordata, Actinopteri, Pleuronectiformes, Scophthalmidae. The transcript is spliced from 14 exons. The coding region runs from base 136 to 2481 and encodes 781 amino acids. Gene Ontology annotation, biological process: peptide cross-linking. The record is from RefSeq and is a predicted model, not a curated record.